Molecule: messenger RNA, 1940 nt
Organism: Hipposideros armiger (great roundleaf bat)
Lineage: Eukaryota; Metazoa; Chordata; Mammalia; Chiroptera; Hipposideridae
Gene: FAM241A
Product: family with sequence similarity 241 member A
Exons: 2
Cellular component (GO): intracellular membrane-bounded organelle
Source: RefSeq, a predicted model, not a curated record
UUGAAAAUUACACCUGAGACAUGCAUUUCUUCCUGUAUCAGAACUAAAGAACUUCUUUUCAAGAGGCCCCAAAUAAACAAAAUUGGUGCAACCCAACCCAUUGGUGAUGUUGAAGAAUCACAAAACCACACUGGCGAGCCUUUGGGAGACGACUACAAAAAAAUGGGAACACUUUUUGGUGAACUGAAUAGAAGCCUCCUCGACAUGGGCUUUACAAGGAUGUAUUUUGGGGAACGCAUUGUGGAACCAGUGAUGGUCAUUUUCUUUUGGGUUAUGCUGUGGUUCCUUGGCCUGCAAGCCCUUGGACUAGUAGCUGUUCUUUGCCUCGUCAUUAUUUAUGUGCAGCAGUAAAAUGUGGCCAAAUGAGCUGUUGUUUGACAUUUGGUAGCCAUAUAUGUAAUAAUCAGUGAAGUUACAUAUUUCACUACACAAAAGCUGAAAAGUUUGCCUUGUUUCAAAUUGUGUGCUAUUUUGUAGUUAAAUUUAUAAGUGGAUGUUUAAAAUUAAACUCAACUCUUGAUUAUAAUACAGUUGAAUAUACACUUUGUAGCUUAUUCAAAACUCUUGUUUUACUACUGUGAUCUGUUUUUAAACAUCCCUAUUCCCAUGCCAAAUCUUAAGUAACACCACCAAAAAGUGAGCAGACAAAAUAACAGGAUAUGGAAUUCAAAUCGGACAAUGUAAGUCUUGUAAAGAGCUCCAAUAAAACAUUUUAGACGAAAACGGAUGAAACAGGGAGCUAAAAAUAAAUUUUAAUUGGAGAAUUGUUCCCCACCCUCUCCAAAUUAUUUGGGAAAUAAUUUGGAUUUCUAUCACCCCUGCUCAGCCCUAACCAAUAAAAUGAUAAUUACUAUACACUACGUAAAUAUUUGGAUGAAAAUCAGUACAGCUAGCACAUCUUCUAAAGAUCUAAAGGAAUACAGUUAUAUUGCUGGGUAAACUUCCCAAGUGAAAUGUAACUUUUCAAUGAUGUAACACUUGGGCCCGGAAUCACUUCAGUGUAUCAUUUGAGUUUUAGGCAAUUUUGGUGCUAAUUACUUUUUGUGAAUUUUUAGAGUCUCAUAAGCCAGGUCCAUAGUUGGCUGAACCCCAUGGCAAUGUUGUAUUUUUUGGUAUCUAACAAGUUGCAUACUUUUUCCUACAGAGACAUUUUCACUGUAUUUUUUCCAAAAAUGUAUCUUUUAUAGCUCUUUUAUAGCAAUUAUUCUAAGAUUUAAAAAAUCUAUUUCUUAUCUUGGCAUAAUUUUUUCCCCCAAAACAUUGAUUUGUAUUAUAGCUGAAAUUUUGCUAUUCUUUUAAAGAAAAAAGUGAGCUUGCUUUCUUUGAUAUCUGUAUUGGAAAGUACAGUAUUGUAGUAGAAAAACAAAUGCUUAAGUGUGGAACUUAACAGCCUAUUGUAAUAACAUUCCUGUAAGGCUAAAGCCAAGUCUGUAAUUGGCCAUUUUAUUAAUGCAUCUUGAUGCAGCACUUCGGGAUUUUACAUGGAAAUAAGCAUUCCUUUAAGUAUACUUUGAAAAUGGAAUGUGACCUACUGACAUUUUGAAUUUUGAUGGUGAACCUGAAAUCUUGACACUUUCCUCUCAGCAACUUUCGCUAUAAACAAAGGGGGGGGGUAGUUAAGAUAAUUAUCUAAAAAUUUGGGUUAAAUCAGAGGCAAAUGGGGCAUUUUUAUCUUUGGCAGGGCAAUAACUAAAGCAUGUAAAAAAGUGUUUACUAUUCCAAUUUGUCAAGUUUUUACCCGAUCCUGUUUUAAAAAUGUAUUGUAUAAGUUAUCAAUGUCUUCCGUUCUGCAGGAGAGAACUAAUGUUUAAAAAAUGGUCAACUUAUUUCUAAAUUCAGUUAAACCUGAACAAAAUGCCAGAGGACACUAAAAAGUAUUGUGCAUUUGUUUAAAUGCAGACAUUUUAAAGUUUUAUUAAAAAAAAAGACUUUGUAGUAUA